AUGCACCCAACUUUCCAUAAAGCCCGGCGACUAGCACGAGCCAACAUCCACGCCAAACUAUACUCACCAUCACCAUGCACACUAUACAUUGAUGCCACACCCUACCCUCACAAACCUGCACACUGUGUAGCUGUUUUUGGCCAACAUCCACCACCAAACGUCACGGCGGCCACCAUCCUCACUACAAACACAACCACGGCGGAGGAAGCGGCCAUUGCCCUCGCGCUCGCCCAGAGCCCCACCCCCCAAUUCGUCCUAUCUGAUUCUCAGCAGGCCAUCCGCAAUUUUAUUCGCGGCAAUAUCUCCCCCAUGGCCUUCCAAAUUCUCACCAACAACCCUCCAUCCGACACCGUGACCCUGCUGUGGACACCAGCCCACACAGGCGUAGGCGCUAAUGAGAUGGUGCACGAUCGUGCUCUCGAACUUAUCGACCGAGCCGCCGUUUCAACUGCGCCUACACGCGAUGCCCCUGCAGGCAAGCCUACCUCCCUCCUGCAGUACAGGGAUAUUACCCUACACUACCGCCUCCUCCGCCGCCAAUACCCACCUCCGCACCCCCACCUCUCCCAAGAGGCAGCACACAUGCUGCCCCUCUUACAAACACACACUUUCCCCCACCGAACACAACUAAUACACACUCACCCACACCUCUUUACCACCCCCGCCUGUCCUGCCUGCGGGGCAUUCGACACUCAUGACCAUUCCCUUUGCGAAUGCCCCGCAGACCCAUAC
Molecule: messenger RNA, 732 nt
Organism: Ixodes scapularis (black-legged tick)
Lineage: Eukaryota; Metazoa; Arthropoda; Arachnida; Ixodida; Ixodidae
Exons: 1
Molecular function (GO): nucleic acid binding
Source: RefSeq, a predicted model, not a curated record